GAGAGACAAUUGUGGACCAUUUUCUUUAUUAUCAUUGGUGGAAUGAGUCAAAAGACAUCUCUCUCUCCCCUCAAUCACUCACUCGGCCAAAGCAACCAAAAAAGAGAGAAAAGCUCAGCAACUUACCUUCUCCAUAGCCAAUGAGUGAGCUCAAUCAAGAAGGAAGUCCAAGGAAGAAGAAAGAGUGGAGAAAGUGAAGAAAACCUUUAUUAAUUAAGGAAUUUUACCAAGGUAUUCUAGACUUCUCAAAGAAUCUAGGAGUGGCCAGAAAAGUUGCCGGAGCCGCUGGAGUUUUUGCCGGAAAAUUCCAAAAGGUCGCCGAUGUUCAAAUGAGGAGGAUAAAAGCUCGCUAACGUCAUUUCAAGGUUGAAGCUGGAGCUUACUUCCUACACCCAUUGUUCGGGAGAUCGAUGGAGAGAAGACGUGAUUCGUGCUUCCUCUUGUUCUAUUUCUAAAUAAUUAAAUAAUGCUCAUGGAACUAUUUUUGACUUAUAAAUUAAUGGAGCCUGCGAGCUCUUGUUUUACCCUCGUGUGGGUUCUUAUUAAACACUUAUAUUCCGCUAUGUGUUUAGUUGUAUGUUGAUGUUAUUAUGUAUGUUUACUAAUCGGUUUUGGCAUAUGUAUCUAUCGGACGUCUUGUGCAAUUUGGUAAGGAUGAACUGCGGUUAUUCUUAUUGGGUUGUACGACGGUUGUCUACGUGGCACAGACACGGUCUGGGGCGUGACACAGGUGGCUCCCCAAGAACCAGAGCAGGCGGCUCACCUAGAGAAGCAAGGGACUCAACAAACGGAGCAGGUGGCUCCCUUCAACGAUCAGGCUCCUCCAUCCCCAGCAGUGGACUCACCCAGAAUGACUCCACUAGAGCAACUAGAGGCAGAUUUCGCCAGAGUCAAGCAGUGGAGAAAGUGGAAGUUAACAAAAAUCAGAGAUCAAGCAGAGACCCUUCCAUAUUUCAUCAUUGAAGAAGAGUUUGCUCUAAAAUGGAUUGGCACAGAGGAUCUGGCUGUAGCAACCACUCUCUACAAGAUCUACCAGGUCUACACAGCAAAAAGGAAGGAGCUAACUGCAAAGGACACCAUUGAGGACUCCAGUGAUGAUGAUCUGGAUGAUGAUGACGCUGACAAUGCACCUAAGGGUCCACCAAGCUCCAGAGGUAAACAAAUUGUUUACUCCUCCUCCUCUAGUGACAAAGAAACUAGGAGGGUUAUGGAAAAAUCCAGGCUGGAAACUCAAAGAGGAGGAGAAUCCUCCAAAGCUCCCCAAGAGCAGUUGGCUGCUACUCUCCCACAAGGGACCCAACUGAUGGACCUCAACAUGGAGCCUCACCAAGAAGAGAUCCCAAAACACCAAGCUACAACUUCAGAACACGUCAAAAAUCAAAUUCUCACUGAUGGAGCUGAGGACACACCGACUCUAGCAGAAGUCUUCAUCAAUGAACGUAGAGCAACAAUAAAAUUUGUCAGCAAUGCCGAACUGAGACUUCACAAGCGAUUGAUCAAAAUGUAAAAUCAUUUUGACAAACUUCUGGAAGCCAGAUUUGCAGAAGUUCACUGCCACAUCAAAAGAAACCUCAUGAUCCAGCAGGUAUUCAAUUCAGAACAAAAGGCCCAGCUCAAAAUGCAAUUUUCCCAGCAGCCUGCCCAGCUAGAAGACAUCCACAAGGAACUAGCAGCUCAAAGAGCUAAGGACUGGGAACUUGAACUUCAAAUUCAGACUCUCUUAAAGCAACUGCAUGAUCAAGAGCAAACAGGAGCAUCUCUACAUUCUCUGCCACCCAACAUCGAGAAGGCUCUCCAACAAAUCAAUGAACAUGAAGCCUACAUCAACACUCAGCAAGGACAGUCAGAAGCAGUUCAGAAGGGCCUUCAGGAACUUCAAGCUCUAUGUGUAGAGCUCAAAAGUCAGCUUCAGGCAGUCCAGCAACCACAAGUUGCAACAGAGCCCUCUGCCCAAGCAGAACCCUCUGCCCAGGUACUUUCCAACUCUGAUCUACCUUACCAACUAACCUUGAGCAGGCCCUUCAAACUAUCCAGGUGCAUGAGAAGUUCCUACACUAUCUCAAAACCAAGGAGCUACCCACCAUCCUCAAUCUCUUCAAGAAGUUGGUCACCAAACAAAUGGAUCACUCAGAGGCAAUAGGCAAAACUAGAGCAGAUGUUGCUGAUCAUCUAGGACGACUUCACACAGCUACUCAAGAAGCUCUCCUAAAGCAAGGAGAUGAACUCAAGACACUAGGCCUACACCAACAAGCAACAACUCAACAGCUUCACAAACUUGACCAAGAAAUCAAAGAAGAGGUCAAGGUAGAUGUAACGGAUCUCCGGAACAUAGUCACUGCACUCGCCAUUGAAUUCAACGAUCUCCAUCCAACAAGGAGAAUCCAGCAAAUAGAGGUUGACUCUAAUCCAGAAAUAGCGGCCCUGUUUCAAGAAAGCCAGACCCCUGUUGAUGCCAAAAAAGGGGGAAGAGCAACACAAGCAGGCUCAUCCUCCAGCUGGUCACUGGCAGCCAUAAAGGGGGCAGAGACAAGGAGAAAGAACAAGAGACUCAAAGAAGAAGCUGAGAUCAGAAGAAGAAAGGCAGAAGAAGCAAAGGCAAGGAAGGAAGCCAAGAAGAAAUCACAAGAAGACAAACAAGACUAGGAUAGAUCAGAAGUCCGAAAUUGACUAUAAACUAUUGUACCUUAGAAGCUAGAACAAUUUACAAAACUCAAAUGAAAAAUCAAU
This is a messenger RNA of Cuscuta europaea, 2727 nucleotides long. The record is from the annotation of a GenBank genome assembly. Lineage: Eukaryota; Viridiplantae; Streptophyta; Magnoliopsida; Solanales; Convolvulaceae.